CUCCCGUACUACAUCGACGGCGACGUCCGCAUCACGCACGCCAACGCCAUCAUGCGCCACCUCGCCCGCACACGACCUCUGCGCGGCGACGAGAAGGAGAGGAUCCGCGUCGACAUGAUCGAGAACCAGGCCAACGACUUCAGGAACACGUUCAUCAGGCUCUGUUAUCUCGACUUUAACAUGCAGAAGCACCGCUACCUCGAAGCUCUUCCUCAAACACUCAAGCAGUUCUCACAGUUCCUCGGGAGUAAUCCUUGGUUCGCCGGGGACAAGAUUACCUUUGUGGACUUCAUCAUGUACGAACUCCUCGACCAACACCUGCAACUGAGCGACAUCUGCCUGAAGGACGUCAAGAACCUCCAGGAGUUUCAGAAGCGCUUCGAAAGUCUCGAACCCAUUCAGCGGUACAUGUCGUCCCCGAGGUUCAUGAGAUCUCCCAUAAACAACAAGAUGGCCAAGUUUGGGACGCAAUAAUUGUUCCUUUUGUAUCUCGUGCGUCUAGUCUGAUAUAUAUUUUUUAUACGAACCCGAAAUGGUCUUUAUUCUGAACUGUUUCGUUUGUUUCAUCUCAUCGCUAUUGUGAGUGUUUUGUUGAUGGUGCUCUUAUAUACAAUGUUAAUGUUUGUUGUUAUGAUUUUUUUUACUGUCUUGUCAUUAUAGUUAUUCUAAUUAUUGGUAUCAACAGCAAAAUCAUUAUUAUUCAUUUAUCUAUUUAUUUAUUCAUUCUUAAAAAAAAUCCUUUACGUUUAUAACCAAGAAAUCUAACAUUGUUUUUGUAUUAACGAAUAAAAAUGUACUGAUUUUGAAA
This is a messenger RNA of Penaeus vannamei (Pacific white shrimp), 808 nucleotides long. Lineage: Eukaryota; Metazoa; Arthropoda; Malacostraca; Decapoda; Penaeidae. The record is from RefSeq and is a predicted model, not a curated record.